This is a messenger RNA of Paramecium sonneborni, 865 nucleotides long. Lineage: Eukaryota; Ciliophora; Oligohymenophorea; Peniculida; Parameciidae. The record is from the annotation of a GenBank genome assembly.
AUGUCGAAGAAAUCUACAUAUGUAUCAAUUGGAAGAGAGAUAGAAUAAGCGAGAAUGACAAAGUCUUCUGGUUUUAGUGAUUCACUAAAUGAAAAGGAACUUCGUAAUAGAGCAAACAGUCUGUUACAAAAGCCUUAAUUAAAGAAGUUUUACAAGAAUAAGAAAGAUGGAGCAAUAAUAAAACCAAAUAAGAUUGCAGAACAGUUAAGAAAUACUUUUAUCGAUAAAUUAAACUUGACGAAUUUGGAGAAUAUGGCUCCACCAAAAUCUACAGUCUCACAUUAAUCUUCAACGACUACUCAAGCUUUUUGUUUUGAAAUAGAUUUUGAUUGGCUAGAUUAUUGUGAUGAGUAGAAGUUCAAAUAGAUAUUUAAAGAAGACCUUAAGGACAUACCAGAUAUUGAACAAUAUGUUGAAGAGAAUCAGUCAUAUUUAUGCCAUAUUUUUGCUUAAUGUGCUUGUGCUAAAUGUACAUGUAAUAAAUGCAUAUGUUAAUACAAAAAGAAAUUAGAAUUAAAUUAUGCAUAUGGAAUGCUUACUUCUAAUAGGUUUGAUUAUGUACCAAAAUAAAAUAAAUGUUGUACUCCAAUAAUAACACAAACUCAUUAUGAUAAUAUUGGAUUACCAGUAGCAUCAAUGCAAUUCAAUUCUACUUAGAGAGAUAAUUAUAAAUGGAUACCAUAGGAUAGACCAAGAACAUCUUCUAAAUCUAUGUAUGAAUCUCACAACUUGCCUACUGGAUAAACUACUAACAAUGUACGAAUUUCUAUUCAAUAGUCUUGCUCACUUUUAUUAAUUGGAAGGACUAUACUCCAAAUAUUUUUAAGGCUCCCCAAUUUCGUACUACUGGUAAAACCAAUCUGAU